AUGAAAGGCUUUCUUCCCUUUACAGUCCUUGCAGUCCUCUUACUGGUGCACAGCUCUCAGGCAGUCUACGUUCAGGAUGGAGACUUGAAGUUCUCUCUUGAGUCUGUGAAGAAGCUGAAGGACCUUAUGGAUGAGAACAGACACAUUAACCCUCGCUUUGUGCUUUCAAUGGCUAGCUACUCUCCAUGUGAUGAAAAAGAUCUUCCUGAGGAAUUCCAAUCUGUGUGCAAAAGAGAAGAUGCAUCUGUGAUUUUUGAGAGGCUGAACCUGGCUGUCCAAGAUCCUGACUUAUGUGAAAUCUGCGCCAAUGCUGCCUGCGCUGGUUGCUUUUGAACAAAGAUAAAACAAUUCAAAGAACAUGUGCCAAGCUUGGAAGUUUGUGCAUUCCUAUUGCAAGAUCAUGUACUUACACAAAUCAAUAUUUGGUCUCCAUCUCCACUACAGUCAAACUGGAGCUACUAGCUCACCUACACAUACC
Messenger RNA from Melopsittacus undulatus (budgerigar), 478 nucleotides. RefSeq names its product guanylin-like. The coding region runs from base 1 to 333 and encodes 110 amino acids. The record is from RefSeq and is a predicted model, not a curated record. NCBI's taxonomy places the organism in Eukaryota, Metazoa, Chordata, Aves, Psittaciformes, Psittaculidae. Gene Ontology annotation, cellular component: extracellular region. The transcript has 3 exons. Gene Ontology annotation, molecular function: guanylate cyclase activator activity.